Molecule: messenger RNA, 345 nt
Organism: Phytophthora nicotianae INRA-310
Lineage: Eukaryota; Oomycota; Peronosporomycetes; Peronosporales; Peronosporaceae
Exons: 1
Coding region: 1-345 (114 amino acids)
Source: RefSeq, a predicted model, not a curated record
AUGGAAGAGGAGAAGAAGGAAGCGCUGGCGAAGGCCGAUACGGAAAAGAAGGAAGCGCUGGCAAGAGCUGAUGCGGCGAAGAAGGAGGCGUUGCUGAGGGCGGACGCCGGCAAGCAGCAAGAAUUAGACAGGGCGUCGGCGAGGGCGGACGCCGACAAGCAACAAGCGCUGGCGAGGGCUGACGCGAGCGUGAAAAGAGUGGAAGAGGAGAAGAAAGAGGCGCUGGCGAGGGUGGACGCAGGAAGAAAAGAGGCUGUGAACGCGUGGAAAACCCACGCUCAACAACGGCAUCCGGACACCCGAAUCCUCAUGCGGAACCAAGGCAAGAUGCUGGAUAUCAUCUGA